GGUCAGUCUCCCGAGUGAAUGACGGGGGCGGGACCGCCGGCCUUCGAGCGCCGGAAAAAAAAUUAAAAACCGAAAAUCCUGAGCGAAACCGUCCGGAGUCGGUUGUGUGGAUCCCUUGUGUGGCACUGUCACUCCUGGGGGACAUUUCUCCCACUUUGUAAUACUUGGCACUUCAUAAACCCAACGUGAAGAGAAUCCAGAUCAUCAAGGGGGCCGUUGACCCAAAUGAGUGCACGGUCUGUCAUUUCCACUCAUCCCAAAGAGAGCACAGGUCAGAAUGGAGUGAGCAGAGUGCAGCUCCAGCCCAGCAGCAGCGGUGCCAGUGUCGGUGUACAGCAAGUCCCGCAGCUCCAUCCACUCAGUCCCUCAGGGGCUGGCAAGACCAUGGCACCAAGUAAACAAAGCAAAAAGAGUGCGAGUUACAACAAGGAGAGCGAGGAGUACCGACAGCGGCGAGAACGGAACAACAUGGCGGUGAGGAAGAGCCGCUUAAAGAGCAAACAGAAGGCUCAGGACACACAGCAGAGAGUCAAUGAGCUGAAAGAGGAGAAUGAGCGUCUGGAAGCAAAAAUCAAACUGCUCAGCAAGGAGCUGAGCGUCUUAAAGGAUUUGUUUCUUGAGCAUGCGCAUAGUUUCUCAGAUAAUGGGCACCCACCAUUCACUGAAAACACUGGAGCUGGGCAGGAGUCUAACAAUAUGCAGCAAUAGGAGGGGGCAGAGAUGGCAAGUGUCAACAUCAGGAAAUUUUAUGGAAAGGGGUUUUGCUUUGAAUUGUCUGUUUUAAUUUAAAUUUCUUUCUUUGAUGUGUAUAUUUCUGUUGUCCAGUGGUCUGUGUCCGGGAAGUAUUCAGAUCCCCGAAGGACUGAGAAAAGCAGGAGUUUGCAAAACGGACUGUGCAGAAACUAAAGGCACAGUCAACAAUCAUGGAAAGCAUCCAGGAUUACUCUCCAAUCUUGCUGCUUGGCAUCUACCCCAUAACCCACCCCGAUUCAACCUCUGUCCCAUUUCCCUCUAUUCUUCUAUUCCAGUUGAGCUAUGAAGAUGUAUGCAAGGCUGUGUGUUUCAAGGAUGCACUUUCACCCCAUUGGGUGAGAAGAUUUUGAGCUGGAGGUCAUGGUCUGUCACUGAAUCCAUGUGGGGCUGUUGACUUCAGAAGGGGUGAUUAGACUAACUAAUGGAACAGCAGUCCAGACAAUACCUGAAGCACAUAAGACACAAUAACAUUGUGGACAGUCCCUUGUUGUCCCUUUUAGUCUAAGGAACAGCCAAGUUGCCUUGCAGCCAAAACGUGGGUCUGACAGUAGGGCGGGGAGGGUCUCGGGGUCUGACAGAGGUUCUUGCCUGAAACACUAAACUGUCUCUUAUUUUCUCUCUCUGGGUUGCUGGCUCUGUUUCUUUUUAAUUACAGAUUGACAGCCCUGGUAAUUUAAAUUCACAGGAGUGUAGAGGUUUUGUUACUAGAGAUUCAGUUCAAAUCUCAUUAGGGCAGCUUCAGAAUUUGAGUUCAGUUUAAAAUAAAAAGUUGGUAGCAGUGCAAGUGAAGCAGUUUGGAGCCAAUUUGCACUAUUUUAAUAUUGUCUCCUCAUUGGGACUGUCUGCAAUCACACUGCUUCCUUGCAGAGAUUAACAUUCUGAAGCCUGGAGUUUAUAGCAGUUUCUAAUUGCAGUUUCCAGCACUCAGCAACCCUUUAGCUUUUGGUUUCAUUUUCUACCUGUCAAGUUCUGUUGCCUCCAUUCUUUUUGUCACUGGGAAUUUCUGCCUCCCUCCCUCACCAGCAGCUCCAACAACACUCAGGAAGCUCGACACUGUCCAGGACAAAGCAGCCCGCUUGAUUGGCACUAUGACCAUGAACAUUUACUCCUGACGCACAGUAGCAGCAGUGUGUACCAUCUACAAGAUGCACUGCAGAAACUCACCAAGGCUCCUUAGACAGCACUUUCCAAACCCACGACCACUACCAUCUAGAAGGACAAGGGCAGCAGAUAGAUGGGAACAUCAGCACCUGGAAG
This is a messenger RNA of Carcharodon carcharias (great white shark), 2010 nucleotides long. RefSeq names its product CCAAT enhancer binding protein gamma (gene cebpg). Bases 226 to 708 code for a protein of 160 amino acids. Gene Ontology annotation, molecular function: DNA-binding transcription factor activity, RNA polymerase II-specific; RNA polymerase II cis-regulatory region sequence-specific DNA binding. Lineage: Eukaryota; Metazoa; Chordata; Chondrichthyes; Lamniformes; Lamnidae. The transcript has 2 exons. Gene Ontology annotation, biological process: regulation of transcription by RNA polymerase II; DNA-templated transcription. The record is from RefSeq and is a predicted model, not a curated record.